Molecule: messenger RNA, 2051 nt
Organism: Pantherophis guttatus
Lineage: Eukaryota; Metazoa; Chordata; Lepidosauria; Squamata; Colubridae
Source: RefSeq, a predicted model, not a curated record
ACUACAUCUCCCGGCAUGCAACUUUCUCAUCCGGCGGCGAGGAGUGGGCGCUUCCGUCAUUUCCGGCGGUCGUUGGCUCUUGGGAACGAGCGGGUGGCUUUAUCCCCGGACACGAGGCGGCUGGCUGGGUUCGAGCCUUCAGACCAUCGUCACUAUGGUGAGCCUUGGACCGGUGCUGAGGGGGUUUUUCACUGCAGCGCACGAGAUCGCAGCGCCUUCUCGGCAGCCAUGUCACUUGCACCUGUGAACAUCUUCAAGGCUGGUGCUGAUGAAGAAAAAGCAGAAACUGCUCGUUUAUCCUCUUUUAUUGGAGCUAUUGCCAUUGGAGACCUUGUUAAAAGCACUUUGGGGCCUAAAGGCAUGGACAAGAUUCUUCUGAGUACUGGAAGAGAGGGGACAGUGACAGUGACAAAUGAUGGGGCAACAAUCUUAAAAUCAAUUGGAAUUGAUAAUCCUGCAGCUAAAGUUUUGGUUGAUAUGUCCAAGGUUCAAGAUGAUGAAGUUGGUGAUGGAACUACUUCAGUAACUGUUCUGGCAGCUGAAUUGCUAAGAGAGGCAGAACUAUUGGUUGCAAGAAAAAUCCAUCCUCAGACCAUUAUUGCUGGCUGGAGAGAAGCCACAAGAGCAGCCAGAGAAGCCUUGGUGAAGUCAGCUGUGGAUAAUGGUAAAAACGAAGCCAAAUUUCAAAAAGAUUUAAUGAACAUUGCAGAAACAACACUAUCUUCAAAACUGCUUACUCAUCAUAAAGAGCAUUUUGCAAAACUUGCUGUAGAUGCUGUCCUUCGGCUGAAAGGGUCUGGAAACCUAGAAGCUAUUCAUGUCAUCAAGAAGUUAGGAGGAAGUCUCAUAGACUCUUACUUGGAUGAAGGUUUUCUGUUGGAUAAAAAAAUUGGAGUUAAUCAGCCCAAAAAAAUUGAAAAUGCAAAGAUACUUAUUGCCAAUACUGGCAUGGAUACUGAUAAAAUUAAGAUAUUUGGUUCCCGUGUAAGAGUGGAUUCCACAGCAAAGGUGGCAGAAAUAGAACAAGCAGAAAAGGAGAAAAUGAAGGAGAAGGUUGAGCGUAUUCUAAAGCAUGGAAUAAACUGUUUUAUCAAUAGGCAGCUGAUUUAUAAUUACCCAGAACAGAUUUUUGCUGCUGCUGGAGUUAUGGCAAUUGAGCACGCAGAUUUUGCUGGAGUUGAACGUUUAGCUCUUGUGACAGGUGGCGAAAUUGCUUCAACAUUUGAUCACCCAGAACUUGUAAAGCUAGGAAGCUGCAAACUAAUUGAAGAGGUCAUGAUUGGUGAAGAUAAACUUAUUCAUUUCUCUGGAGUUGCUAUGGGUGAAGCUUGUACCAUAGUCUUACGUGGUGCAACACAGCAAAUCAUAGAUGAGGCUGAAAGGUCACUGCAUGAUGCACUCUGUGUUCUUGCCCAGACAGUCAAAGAUACUAGAACUGUGUAUGGUGGAGGCUGUUCAGAGAUGUUAAUGGCUAAUGCAGUGUGGGAGCUUGCAAAAAGAACCCCUGGCAAAGAAUCAUUAGCAAUGGAGUCUUUUGCUAAGGCUCUAAGUACGCUCCCAACUAUCAUAGCUGACAAUGCUGGGUAUGAUAGUGCAGAUUUGGUUUCCCAACUUCGAGCUGCCCACAGUGAAGGGAAGAAUACCUAUGGACUUGAUAUGAAAGAAGCUGCUAUUGCAGACAUGGCAAGUCUAGGAGUCGUUGAAAGCUUUCAAGUGAAACGUCAGGUUUUGUUAAGUGCUGCUGAAGCAGCAGAAGUCAUUCUCCGUGUUGAUGACAUCAUUAAGGCAGCACCAAGGAAACGAGUCCCAGAUCGGUAUCCUUGUUGAGCAUUCUGCAUUCAGAAAGAACAUUUGAAUCAGACAUUUUCAGACUGGGUAUACUUCUAACAGAAUACAGAAGAAUUGGCAUAUUUAGCACCGGCGCAUAAGUGUUUUGGUUUAAUUUAUAUUGUUUUUUUUAAAAAAAACACCUAAUUCAUAGUACAACAUCUGUACUCUGUCACUGUUUCUUUUGUGUAGUACUCACAAUAAACAUUUCAAAUAGAAAUGGA